Geodia barretti is the source of this 1065-nucleotide messenger RNA. Lineage: Eukaryota; Metazoa; Porifera; Demospongiae; Tetractinellida; Geodiidae. The record is from the annotation of a GenBank genome assembly.
AUGGUAAAAACACUGAAAGAGAUUAGUGAAUUAAUCGACGGGGAGUUAUUAGGGGACGGCGAGAUCGAGAUUAUCGGCGUCUCCGGGAUUAAAGAGGCGAGAGAGCAUGAACUCACGUUUGUCGCCAACUCAAAGUACCUGCGUGAAAUAGAACGUACACAGGCUUCUGCGAUUAUCGUUGGUCAGGACAUUCCCUACGACGGCAAACCGCUUAUUCGCGUUGACAAUCCGUACUUCGCCUUUGUCAAAGUCCUAGAGCUGUUUGCAUGGCGCAAACGGAAAACAACGUACGGUAUUCAUGAGACCGCAAUUAUUGGCGAUAAUGUCCAGAUCGGCGAGAUGGUCUCCAUUCAAGCUUACACCUAUAUUGGCGAUAAUGUCCAAAUCGGUGAUGGGACGAUUAUCAGUCCCUUUGUGUAUAUCGGCGAUGACACAAAAAUUGGCAAUGAAACCCUCAUCUAUCCCAAUGUAACAAUUCGUGAGGAUGUCGAGAUUGGUAAUCGAGUCAUCCUUCACUGCGGGGUCGUUAUCGGCAGCGACGGCUUCGGAUUCGCUUCGGUCAGCGACCGUCACCAUAAAAUACCACAAAUCGGCACAGUGAUCAUCGAAGAUGAUGUCGAAAUCGGUGCAAACACAACGGUUGACCGCGCUACAAUGACCAACGGUGCAACAAUUAUCAAACGAGGCACAAAACUCGAUAACCUCAUACAGAUUGCACAUAAUGUGGUAAUUGGCGAAGAUUGCUGCAUCGCCGCCCAGACCGGUAUCGCGGGAAGUGCUGAAUUGAAAGACCGUGUGACUAUGGCUGGACACUCUGGAGCCGUUGGGCAUAUCACCAUUGGGGCAGAUAGUACCGUUUUUGCCAAAUCAGCGGCGACCAAAGAUCUCCCCGCAGGGAGUUACGUAUCCGGUUUCCCGGCAGAGAACCACGCGCAGCAACUGCGUAUCCAAGCCUCCCUGCGCCGAAUGCCAGAAAUGUUGCAAGCGUUUACGCGGCUCCAAGAGCGUGUCACUCAACUAGAAGCGCAACUUAACACAACCGACGACAAAUCGGAUGAUUCGUAG